Molecule: messenger RNA, 1392 nt
Organism: Brassica rapa (field mustard)
Lineage: Eukaryota; Viridiplantae; Streptophyta; Magnoliopsida; Brassicales; Brassicaceae
Source: RefSeq, a predicted model, not a curated record
AUGGUGGAACGUCUACCAGGAGUAGCUCCCCAAAUCCAGAGGAGAAACCCUAACUUGUACACAGAUACUCCCUUCGCGGAGGAGAUCGCCUCAGUCGAGAUGCCUUGGAAAUUCUCCUUCCCCAGCAUCAUGAUGUACGAGGGCACCGGAGACCCCGACGAUCAUAUCGCACAAUAUAAGCAGAGGAUGCUAGCGGUUGCGCUCCCCAAGGAGUCCCGAGAAGCUACCAUCAAUCUCCCUACCAGGUCCAUCUCUUCCUUUGCCGGACUGAGCGACAAGUGUGUAGAACAAUUCGCGAGUAGCAGGAGCCUGGAGAAGACUUCAGACAGUCUCUACGAGAUCCUCCAGCAUCGAGCAGAACCCCUGCAGGACUACAUAGCCCAUUUUAAUCAAGAGAAGGUAGCAGUCCCUGAAUGCAGCAUCCCUACCGCAAUCUCUGCCUUCAAGAGAGGCCUACUUUUAGACGGAGGGCUCUACAAAGAGCUAACCAUGUACCCUUGCAAAACCAUGGAGGAUGUGCUAUCCCGAGCGUGGGCACAGGUGAAGUGGGAAGAGGACGUCGCUAGCCGCGCCAAGGCUCAACCCAAACAGGAUCAAAGAGCUGGUCAACACGCUGGGGCAGAUUGGUCAACAGGUCAAGUGUCCCCCAAAGACGAACUGCUCCAAAAGGGGCAUCUUCGAGAAUUACUUUCAAAGAAAGCCAAGGCUCAUCUUAGCAAAGAAGUAUCAUGGAAAUCCAAAGGAGACGCACCAAGCUCACCACCUCGCCAGGAUCGGGUGAUUCAUGUAAUCUCAGGAGGCUCUGAAGUAAGUGGCGUGAGCCAUGCAGCUGCGAAGAAGAGCACCCGUAAUGCUAAACACGGCCUGGAGACUGCUCAACCUAAACGCCUACUUCUAGGUACCAACGAGAUAAGCUUCACAGCCAAGGGGCAAGAGAAGAUAUUAGCUCCCCACCAUGUUGCUCUAGUUGUCUCUCUCACCAUAGCGAACUGUUUAGUGAAAAGAAUACUAGUAGACAACGGGUCUUCCAGCAAUAUAAUCUUCCUGACGGUGUACCAAGACCUGGGGUUAGAGGAGAAUACCCUGACGCGCAAAGUAACUCCACUCAUCGGGUUCAACGGCGAGGUCAAGCAAACCGCUAGGGAGGUUGUUCAACCAGUAUAUGCUGAAGGGAUCAACCUAUCUACCAAAUUCCUGGUCGUGGACUGUCAAUCGGCAUACAACAUGAUCUUAGGACGAUCAUGGAUUCACGACAUGGGAGCAGUCCCGUCAACCCUCUAUCAAAUAGUGAAGUUCCCUACACCUUGGGGCAUCAGAGCAAUCCGAGGAGACCAAGAGAAUUCUAGGUCCUGCUACCAGACCACCUUAAAGGGGAAAACCAAGGUCUUAUAG